Messenger RNA from Cicer arietinum (chickpea), 1622 nucleotides. RefSeq names its product peptidyl-prolyl cis-trans isomerase CYP40-like. The record is from RefSeq and is a predicted model, not a curated record. Gene Ontology annotation, cellular component: cytoplasm. Lineage: Eukaryota; Viridiplantae; Streptophyta; Magnoliopsida; Fabales; Fabaceae. Gene Ontology annotation, molecular function: peptidyl-prolyl cis-trans isomerase activity; cyclosporin A binding; protein binding. Gene Ontology annotation, biological process: protein folding; protein peptidyl-prolyl isomerization.
AAAAAAAAAGCGGGUUAGGGUUUUGGAGCGUAGUUUAGUUUACUCUAUUUUGUUCUCUUCAUCUUAUUCGUUCCUUCACUGCUUCAUUUUUCCCCCAAAAUGGUGAACCCAAGGGUCUACUUAGACAUCAGCAUCGGAGGUGAGUUAGAGGGUAGAAUCGUCAUCGAACUCUUCCACGACGUUGUUCCAAAAACUGCCGAAAAUUUCAGAGCUCUCUGCACCGGUGAAAAGGGAAUCGGUCCUAACACCGGCGUUCCCCUUCAUUUCAAGGGUUCAUGUUUUCAUCGCGUAAUCAAAGGGUUUAUGAUUCAAGGUGGUGACAUUUCCGCCGGUGAUGGAACCGGAGGUGAAUCAAUCUACGGUUUGAACUUCGAGGACGAGAGUUUGGAGUUAAAACACGAAAGGAAAGGGAUUUUAUCGAUGGCAAAUUCCGGUCCUAACACUAAUGGCUCUCAGUUUUUUAUUACUACUACUCGUACUCCUCAUUUGGAUGGAAAGCAUGUGAUAUUUGGGAAGGUUGUUAAAGGAAUUGGUGUUGUUCGUUCUGUGGAACUUGGCGUUGUUGGAGAGAAUGAUCGUCCGGUUCAAGAUGUUGUUAUUGUUGACUGUGGGGAGAUUCCGGAAGGAGCGGAUGAUGGUGUUAUUAACUUUUUUAAAGACGGUGAUACUUUUGCUGAUUGGCCUGUUGAUCUCGAGACGAAAACCGAGGAUAUUCAGUGGUGGAUGAGUGCUGUGGAUUCUAUCAAAAGUUUUGGGAAUGAACAUUAUAAGAAGCAAGAUUAUAAGAUGGCUAUCAGAAAGUACCGCAAGGCUUUGCGUUAUUUAGACAUUUGUUGGGAGAAGGAUGGCAUUGACCAAGAGACAAGCGCUGCUUUAAGGAAGACAAAAUCUCAAAUAUUUAUGAACAGUUCGGCCUGUAAAUUAAAAUUAGGUGACAUCAAUGGAGCUUUAAUGGAUUCAGACUUUGCAAUGCAUGAUGGAGACAAUGCAAAAGCUCUGUUUCGCAAAGGCCAGGCAUAUAUGAUUCUCAACGACCUAGAUGCUGCUGCGGAAAGCUUCGAGAAAGCAUUAGAGUUGGAGCCAAAUGAUGGAGGGAUAAAAAAGGAGUACGCAAUUGUCCGGAAGAAGGUUGCUGAUAGACAUGAUAAAGAGAAGAAAGCUUAUUCUAAGAUGUUCAAAUAGAGUUCACGCAGUUACGGUGUUUGUUGCUCUAUGGUCUGAAAGAUCAGAUUUUUGUGUAGGAGCAUGUCUGAUUACAGAGUCAACAAUUUAUGAUUUUGCGGUAGUGAUAGUCUGAAAAUAUCAGAUAUAGUGUAUGUUUUUGAAUUUAUGCUUUCUAGAUUGUGAAGUUGUGAUAGAGAUGUUCUUAUUUCUUAUCACCAGUCCUUUUACUUGUGUCAAACUCUUUGAGCAUCAACUGGUGAUUUUCUACAAGAGAUAGGCACAUUGAGACACAAGAUAGAAUGAGAAUUGCAAUCUUUUUUGUCCAGAUGUUCUUUGUGCAUUCUUCAAUGGUAUUUGGUCCAAUCACACUUUUUCUUGCAGCAAGUUUAUAUUAGGUCUGUACAAGUCAGUAAAACUAAAACAAAUUUCUAUUGAUUUGGAUUUAAGUCUUAUCAAAA